UACCACUCUCGCACAGGCGCACUCUCAUCUACCCCAUUUUCUCGGCUUGUAUUUCUUCUCAGCUUCUUUCGAUGUGUUUUUGGGCUUAGAGCUGAUUUAUGUAGAAACGAAGCGAUGGAUGAAGGGAGUUCAUAAUCAUCUGAGAGCUUGAUUUUGGAUCCUUUGGAGUGGGAAUAUUUACUUGAAGUGAUUGAAGAAGUUGUACAUCAAGGUACAAUGAACAAACUGCUAGUGUUUUAUGGUGAUGGCAUCGUACGUGAUGGCCCUUCCGGGCUUGAUGUGUGGCAGUGCCAGCACAAGCUUCUUACCAUAGAAGACAUUGUCAACACGAGUUUCUUGGACGUUACAAACUGCAUCAAGGUUGAGUUUGGUUCUGAGAUGGCAUCGAAGAAGUUGAUCGUUGAAGCAUUGAUAGUCCUGCGGGUUCAAGAAGGGUCCUUGCCGCGUUGGGGGCUACGACAGGUUAAAAGUGAAAGUAACUGGCGUACGUACAUGAGGCUUGCUAGCACGCCUGGUGCAGCAAUGUACGGACGCCCCAUGGUUUAUGUGCAGUUCGACGACGAUGAUGAGGCUAGGUGCAGUAUGGAUCUUGGCUCCAUGCAGUUAGCUAUUGCUGGUACUGAGAUGGAGGGAAUUUCUAUUGAUGAAGGUCCACUUCUCCCAACUCCAGAUGCUGGUCCAUAUUGGUCCAUGGUCGUUGAUUUGAAUGAUCACAUGGAUGGACUGCCUGAUGAGCUAGAUUCUGGUGAUGAGGCAAUUGAUUCCUCAUCAGAUGAGAGCGAUGAAGAUGUAGAAGAUGGUUCGUCUCACAGGGCAGAGGUGCCACCAAUGGAUGUUGAGGCUGUCUGGGCUCUUGCAAUCCGGGCAGAGGAUACGUCUCUGUGUGGCUUCGGUUCGGAAGUUCUUGAGGUUGGGCAACAUUUUCCCGACAAGAAAGCAGCCAAACAUGCAAUCCAGGGGUAUGGCAUCACUAUAGGCCGGGAGUACAGAGUGUUGAGGUCCAAUUCAAAAAUAUUCAAGGUAUCAUGCAUCCACAAGGAGUCAGGUUGCCCUGCAAGAAUUGUUGCUCGACAACCGUGGGGGAUUAUGAUGCCAUUCGUUGUGACGAAGAUGGUACCACACACAUGUGAGCAAUCUGGUGUGCUGCCACACCACCGCAACGUCACUGCAUCAUAUGUGGUUGAAGCCAUCUCUUCCACCGUCGUUGACAAGAUUGGGGUCAGCGUUAAGUCAUUGAUGAAGGCUGCUGCCGAUCGCAUUGGCUACCCAGUGAGCUACAGUAAGGCCAAGCGUGCUAAGGAGGAGAUACUGACGAGGAUGUUUGGCACUUAUGAGGAUGCCUAUAACUAUGUCCACAUAAUGCUUCAUCAGAUUUGUGAAACUAACCCGGGGACAUACAUAUACAGGCAAGAGCAUCCAGUGCCAAAUGGACCGGAGGGUCAUUACAUCCUUGAUCGUGUAUUUUGGGCAUUCAGCCAGACUAUUCAGGCUUUCUCGUAUUGUCGACCGGUGUUAUCUAUUGAUGGUACCUUCCUCACUGGAAAGUACACUGGUACUCUGUUGGUGGCGGUUGCAGCGGAUGCGAAUGACCAGCUCCUACCUACUGCAUAUGCCAUCGUCGAGAACGAGAGCACAGAAAGUUGUUUGUGGUUCUUGAAAUGCUUGAAAGAUGAUGUUGUCAGAGACAGGGCCGGAAUUUGCAUCAUUUCUGAUCGCAAUGCGGGGCUGCUGAGCGCACUUCACCAGAUGAAGUACUCGGUGCCACUGGAGCAUAGGUGGCCUGAUAUUACAACCAGAUGGUGCAUGCGGCAUUUGGCCGCAAAUUUUUACUCCCGAUUCAAGAACAAGGAUUAUAUGAAGAUUUUCAAGAAGAUGUGCAUGCAAAACCAAACGCGUAAGUUUGAUGCCAUCUUUGCAGCAUUGAACGCAGAGAUGACCCGCAAUGGUGGUGAUGCACCUCCAGAAGGGCAAGGUGAGGGGGGCCAGAGGAGGGCCAGGAAUCUAGCUGAGUGGGUGAACCAGAGUUGCCCGCGUUUGGAAAAGGGGGCCCAGGCUCACGACACGGGUGCUCGCUUUGGCAUAAUGACAACCAACUUUUCAGAAGUGUACAAUGGUGUCCUCAAAGGUGUGCGUGGUCUUCCAAUAACUGCCUUGGUUAGUGAAACAUGGAACAUGACUGUUGCUUAUUUUGCCGACAGGGUUCAAGUAUCGAGGGAACGCAUGUUGCAGAACAAGCAAUGGUCUGAAAAGAUGCAGAGACACUUGGACUGGAAAUCAAAGGCCGCAAGGAGCCAUAGUGGUACCAUGGUCGACAGGCUUAGAAAAAGGUGGCUUGUCCGCACGCGGUCGCAUUUCGUGAGAGGGCACCUCAGAGGUAACACGCAGCAUAAGGUCACCCUCCAUGCAACGACAUGUGAGUGCACUUGCAACAAGCCUAAGCUACUCCACUACCCUUGCAGCCAUGUGCACCGGGCGGUUGCGGACCAUCAGAUUGCCGUCGAACCAUACAUCUCUGAAUAUUUUAGUAUGUAUAAUCUUAUGCACACAUGGGAUGGUGAGUUCUGGGCAUGGAGCAUACAAUGUAAUUACAAGGAUGUAUGGCCUGGAGGUCCUAUAUGGCUUCCUGAUCCGGCUACGAAGUGCCAGAAGUGGGGACGUCGUCCGACUCGUCGCUGGAGGAACGAUAUGGACAGGAGCCAGCUUGGAGAAGGACGCACGUGCCGCACAUGCAGGGUACCUGGACAUAUGUAGAGGAAUUGCCCAUUCAG
Molecule: messenger RNA, 2768 nt
Organism: Brachypodium distachyon (stiff brome)
Lineage: Eukaryota; Viridiplantae; Streptophyta; Magnoliopsida; Poales; Poaceae
Exons: 3
Coding region: 217-2751 (844 amino acids)
Molecular function (GO): zinc ion binding
Source: RefSeq, a predicted model, not a curated record